CGGCCCUUUCCCGGCGACCAGUUCGUGGCGGGAAAAUCGAUUCCAAAGGCCGCAUCUUCCCGUCCCAAGCCGUACCUCUUCGCGUCAGUCAGAAUGGAGAUACAACCCGGAGAGCAAGCGGCCACCGAGCCCCCAGAUUUGGGAGCGGGAGGCGGGGAUGGCAGGCCACCGCACGUCGCCGGCGCCCAGGAAACACGUCCCGAGGACCGCCUGACCCUGCUGCUCAGGCUGAGAGCACAGACUAAACAACAACUCUUGGAAUAUAAAUCAAUGGUUGAUGCAAGUGAAGAAAAAACUCCAGAACAAAUCAUGCAAGAUAAGCAAAUUGAAGCUAAAAUUGAAGACCUGGAAAAUGAAAUUGAAGAGGUGAAAACUGCUUUUGAAAUGAAAAAGCUUGCAUUAGACAGGAUGCAACUUUCAAUUGCACUUAAAAAAAACCUGGAGAAAAUUAACCCCCAGACUAGUGUGCUCAUGGAUAACAUGAAACACAUAUUAAAUCUAAACAAAUUAAUAAUGAAAUCACACCAGGAAUCUUGGGAUUUGGAGGAAAAACUGCUUGAUGUUAGAAAGAAGAGAUUACAAUUAAAACAAGCUUCAGAAAGUAAGCUUUUAGAAAUACAGACUGAAAAGAACAAACAGAAAGAUGAUUUGGCUCUUAUGGAAAAUUCAGACAAGAUAAAGGCCAUAAAUCAAAACCUACAGAUGGAGAUACAAAUUACUACAGUCAUUCAACAUAUGUUCCAGAACCUCAUUUUAGGAAGUAAAGCCAACUGGGCAGAGGAUUCUGCACUUAAGGAGAUUGUUCUACAGCUUGAGAAGAAUCUCACCAUGAUGUAAUAAGAAUUCUGCUGUUAUUUUUUGUUCCAUCUUUCAUAUAUUAUUUAAAUAGCAUAUAUCAAGUAAUUUUUUUAAUGUUUUUGAAAGUAUUUUAAUACUGCAAAUUUUUUGUAGCUUAACACUAUAACAUGGACUCUAUUGUUUUAAAUAUGAUAAUUAAAGUGACUGGCAUACUCCAAAAGAAUCUGAAGAUUUUAGCCUUGCAAGGUUCCCAAAAGACAUCUAAUCUAGCUUUCCACAGAAUAUGGACUUUUUUUUACAACAUUCCUGGCAAUCCCAACCCUCACUUGGAAUUCCUUCCUUCCUUCCUUCCUUCCUUCCUUCCUUCCUUCCUUCCUUCCUUCCUUCCUUCCUU
Molecule: messenger RNA, 1192 nt
Organism: Hyaena hyaena (striped hyena)
Lineage: Eukaryota; Metazoa; Chordata; Mammalia; Carnivora; Hyaenidae
Gene: CENPH
Product: centromere protein H
Exons: 9
Coding region: 94-837 (247 amino acids)
Biological process (GO): mitotic spindle organization; kinetochore assembly; chromosome segregation
Cellular component (GO): nucleus; kinetochore
Molecular function (GO): kinetochore binding
Source: RefSeq, a predicted model, not a curated record